Messenger RNA from Danio aesculapii, 1979 nucleotides. RefSeq names its product cell division cycle 42 (gene cdc42). Gene Ontology annotation, cellular component: dendritic spine. The record is from RefSeq and is a predicted model, not a curated record. The coding region runs from base 106 to 681 and encodes 191 amino acids. The transcript is spliced from 6 exons. Gene Ontology annotation, molecular function: GTP binding; GTPase activity. Lineage: Eukaryota; Metazoa; Chordata; Actinopteri; Cypriniformes; Danionidae. Gene Ontology annotation, biological process: modification of synaptic structure; small GTPase-mediated signal transduction.
GUUCUGGAAACCCCAAGCGCGCGGACCUGCCAACGCCCGGCGCAGAGAAACAAACAGAAAGGAUACGAUCUUGAAUGAGAGCAGUGGAUUUAUAAAAGCACAGCUAUGCAGACGAUCAAGUGCGUCGUUGUUGGUGAUGGUGCAGUGGGUAAAACCUGUCUAUUAAUCUCCUAUACAACUAAUAAAUUCCCCUCCGAAUAUGUACCAACGGUCUUUGAUAACUAUGCAGUUACGGUUAUGAUUGGUGGUGAGCCGUACACCCUGGGGCUGUUUGAUACUGCAGGUCAGGAAGAUUACGAUAGAUUACGACCCCUGAGUUACCCUCAGACAGAUGUCUUCUUAGUCUGUUUCUCAGUUGUUUCACCUUCUUCGUUUGAAAACGUCAAAGAAAAGUGGGUACCUGAGAUCACCCACCACUGUCCAAAGACCCCUUUCCUGCUGGUGGGGACGCAGAUUGAUCUGAGAGAUGAUCCUUCUACUAUCGAGAAGCUUGCCAAGAACAAACAGAAACCCAUCACUCCGGAGACGGCAGAGAAGCUGGCCCGCGAUCUGAAGGCCGUCAAAUACGUGGAGUGCUCCGCUCUGACGCAGAAAGGCCUUAAGAACGUAUUUGAUGAGGCGAUUUUGGCAGCCCUGGAGCCCCCAGAGCCCAAGAAGAAGCGUAAAUGUGUGCUGCUAUGAGCGUCCACUUUCCCAUCUCUCUCUCCCCCCUCUCCCUUCUUUGCUCUGCUAAGGCUGGUUCACAGCUUUACACACUCUAAAACAAAAAAGCAAUGUGUAAAAGAAGUGAGUUUUCAAUAUUUGCUCUGCAAUAAAGAUAUAAAAGAUUACCCACCAUGCACAUAAACACAUGAACACACACAACCCACAUGCCCAUUAAUAUUAAAACCUAGAGGGCCUUUUCUAGUUUUGAUUCCAGGGGCUUUAGUUCUGUACUUCAUGGUGACAUUUAUUAGAGAUGCUGCCUUGGUUUGCAAGCUGAGUUUUGAACGUUUAAGUCGGUCAAAGUAACACAUACAGUAGUAAUGCUUUGCAGGCAUGCUCGAUCUCUAAAGUAGAUUUCAGGUUGUAUCAGUUUCCAUUGUACGCCGUUCAAAAUGGCUCUCGAGUCACGUGACCUGAAAUGACACUUCACUAGCCUAAGAAAUAAAAGCAUAGAAUUAAUAUAUUUCCAGAAGUGUUCGCAAGUAUGCUGUAAUCUCUCUUUUUCUCUCUCUCUCACCAUUGAACAUCAUCACCAGAAGUGCUUAGAAAUAGCUCCUUUAUUCUUUGCCAAUUGUCCCAUUUGAUAGGCAUUCAAAACAGUGGCCCUGUAAAUGGUUGCAGUUGUUUUCUGUGCAUAAUUGUUUGACUCCUCAUAUGAAAAAUUUGGUCUCUCAAGCAGGGAACUUUCUAACAGUGUUAGCAGAACAAGUGGCGUGUUCUAAUGCGUUGCUCGGGACCAUGGAAGCGUUUUUUUCCAGAACUUGUGAUGCAUGUAGGUAAGCCUCCAGGUUCCUUUUGAAUAGGUUAUCAUUAAUGAAUAAUAAUGUAAGCUGACAGACGUUGUUGUAGGCUCCAGUUGUUUUUAUUUUACCAAAUGUUUUUUGCUGUUUCUUUGUGAUUUAUUUUUUGUUUUUAUCUUAAUUUUUUGUUUUCUUCAAAUGUUUAUUUCACUGCUUUUGUUUUGGGGCUGGAUCCCAGCAAUUCUCUGAUCCAUCUGUGCGUAUGUUGUUGUUGUUGUUGUUUUUUUGUAAGAAAUUUGUUGUAGUCAAGAUAACCUCGCUCUCUCUCAGACUUUAAACCCUGAAUAGAACCAAGUUUCAUACUGUAACACAGGUGGAUCAAAGUUGGUUUGAUUUCCAGUCUUUUCCCCCCCUCCCUAGUUACUUGUUUUUUGUUUUGGUGAAAACCAAAUGCUCUGUAUGAAGUCUUUCCUUUGUACUGUAUAUGCAUUAUUUUGAGAAAAAAAUAUUAAACUUAUACCUUAAUUGCCUUUA